This is a messenger RNA of Cicer arietinum (chickpea), 1786 nucleotides long. RefSeq lists its product as uncharacterized. Lineage: Eukaryota; Viridiplantae; Streptophyta; Magnoliopsida; Fabales; Fabaceae. The record is from RefSeq and is a predicted model, not a curated record.
GAAUUUCGAUUAAUUAUAAGGGUUUAUGUUGUUAUUGUUGUUGGAGUGCAACAAUAAUCUAUUUGAUUUUGAGUUAGUUAAGGGUUUACUUUUGGGUUUAAUUAAGGCUUUAAUUUUGAUUUUCCUGUUUUAUUUCCCUCUAAUUAAACUCAACAUUUUGUGAUUUGAUUAUGCCGAGGAUCCAGCUUGGUAUAUUCAUUACCUAGCGUAUAUCUGGUAUUAUUGGGCUGCAUUGUGAUUUUCCUAUAGACGCUUAAAUAUUGUGCUAACUUAUUUGAAUGCAUUGGAUUAUUUGACAACAUAAUCUUCAUCAUGACAGAUAGAUUAUUUGACGUGUCCAUAAUCUGUUAUUGCUCGGUUGUUACUUGUUAGGGUAACAGUAACAUGGAAUGAAAAUUAAUUACAGCUAAUUCUGGAAGGCCAUCUAGUUAAAUUUAAUUUUAAACAUAAUAUGGUAGACUUUUUUGCCGGUUAUAUAAUUUGUUAUAUAGAGCUGUCUCUAGCAGUUAUUUGUGAUUGUAUGCUAAUUUUUGUGUGGUUAAAACAUAAAAGUUAAAACUACAUAUAUGCAUCAGAUUUUUUGUUAUGAAGGAAUGAAAAUGUUCUAUUUUUGAUUUUAUCACAGAAUUAUUGUGAAGCACACAGCAAUCUCAACCAACUGGUGCCAGCAAUUUCUUGCUGGCACACAAGUUGAAGUGUUGAUUUGCAUCUUGGAUAGUCAAGCACAUGAGUCAAAAGAGGACACUGAAUCACAGUAGAGCCCUUGAGGGUGUCCACGGGGUCCAUGUGGUGCCUCAUUCACCGUUUUCUUUGACAGAAACUAAUCAAAAUGCAGGCCUUCAUCCAUCAUCAGGUGGAACUUCAAAUACCGAAGCAAAUCAGCUUCUGAUAAUGCAACGGGUGUGGCAACAAAGACCAGCAUGCUUGAGACCUAUCCAUUGUAGUACUAGUUGUCAUGGUGAUCAACAUCUUGCUGAAACAAUUGCGAAUGUGCUUACUUCAAUUCCUUUUGUAGUUCUUGGAAUGCAUGCCCCCAGGAAGAAUCUCAGUUCUAAGAUGUAUGCCAAUUCAUUAAUUGGAGUUGGAGUGGCUUCAAGCAUGUACCAUUGUUCAAGAGGGAAAUUGAGGAAAUUUAUGAGAUGGGUUGACUACACAAUGAUAGCUACAACAACUGUUUGUCUAUCAAGGGCCAUCAGAAAUGAGAACCCAAAGUUGCUGAUGGCGGCAUCUGCAGCAUUUCUUCCAGUUAAUCCAUUAAUGGUUUCAGUUAUUCACACUGGGAUGAUGGAGGUAGCAUUUGCUAAAAGGGCAUUGAAAGAUCCAGACUUGAGAACGGCUCACACAGUGCACAAAAUGUCAUCAUUAAUGGGUGGUUUGCUUUUUAUAGCCGAUGAUUUAUUCCCUAAAACUCCAUACCUUCAUGCUGCAUGGCAUCUUGCUGCUGCUGUUGGUGUAGGCACCUGCAAUAAGCUUCUUGAGUAGAUGCGCAUACCUUAAUCAAAAUGUUGAAAACAUCCAUUCUGUGCAGAGUAAGAAUAGCAUCAAAUAAUUUGCCGAUUUGUGUUAGUACACUAUCCUUUUGGAUUAUGUUUAUAUUGUAGAGAGGUUCAAUUCAGAUUAGUUUCCGCAAUUUAUUUACUUUCUCCAGUUGUAGUUGGAUUCAUUAGUUACAUUUUUUGGAGAAAGGGAUUUGUGCAGAAAAAACUGGCCGUUAAUAUUGUUGUGUAAUGAACUUGCAAUUAUAAUAUUUCAUUGUUCCUAUGGAUACUUCGGUUUUUCUUUUGAA